GGAUUAUAUUCCACCCGAGCUAAUCACUGCUACAGAGCACAAUCCAGGCGAGCUACCGCCUGCGUGAGAUCAAACAGCGUCAUCUGUCUGUUGUGCUUCGGAUUAGUGAGAUGCAGAGGGGCAUUGCACUCGUGGUUGGCCAGCGACGGCAGGGAUCAAUGGAUGCUCUACAACAAAGAACGAGCACCUCCAUUGCUCCAGCAGCCAUCUGGAGCUGUCGAGCAUCCAACCACUCAGUCCGCGGCCCAGAAAACCCGUGGGGUAGCUCCGUCUGCCCGUCAGCAGCCAUGGUCGCCAUUUGCAUCAACGGACAGGCAGCAAUGCAUCCCGAGCACCAGUCGGCGUUUGCGGCCUUGGUGGCCAACAGGACGAGCUUGCUUGAUGCCACUUGUGGACCUCAUCUGCAGUUUGCACGUCGCCAAUUGCAUAAGCAGGCCAGUGAGGGGUUGCGACGCUGGCAGGACGACAUGAUCCGACCGAAACUCGCCUACGCAAUGCCCAUUCAAACGCAUGCAUCCGUGCCUGGCUGUGAGCAUGAGAAACAGAGCCAGAGGCCGGCGUGAUCGUGAUG
Messenger RNA from Trichoderma harzianum CBS 226.95, 571 nucleotides. RefSeq lists its product as hypothetical. Lineage: Eukaryota; Fungi; Ascomycota; Sordariomycetes; Hypocreales; Hypocreaceae. The record is from RefSeq and is a predicted model, not a curated record. The transcript has a single exon. Bases 111 to 563 code for a protein of 150 amino acids.